AUGUCCUUCUCCAAGCUCGCUGCUCUUGCUGCUCUCGCUACUGUCGCGAGUGCGGCCGUCACGAAGCGUGUGACUUGCGCCGACGGUAACGUCACCGCGCAUGCGGCGUGUUGCGUUCUCUUCCCCAUCCUCGACGACAUCCAGACGAACCUCUUCGAUGGCGGCGAGUGCGGUGAGGAAGUGCAUGAGUCUCUCCGUCUCACCUUCCACGAUGCGAUCGGCUUCUCGCAGCACAACCCGGCCGUCGGUGGUGGUGCAGACGGUUCCAUGAUCAUCUUCGCGUCGACUGAAACGGCAUUCCACGCAAACGGCGGUAUCGACGACAUUGUCGACGCCCAGACACCCUUUGUCCAGGCGCACCCGCAGAUCUCCGUCGGCGACUUUAUUCAGUUCGCCGGCGCAGUCGGCGUUUCGAACUGCCCUGGCGCUCCUCGUCUUCAGUUCCUCCUCGGUCGCAAGAACGCUACUCGCCCUGCUCAGGACUUGACCGUGCCCGAGCCGUUCGACAGCGUCACGAGCAUCCUCAACCGCUUCGAUGACGCGGGCUUCACUCCGGCUGAGGUCGUCGCUCUUCUUGCCUCCCACACUGUUGCUGCCGCCGAUCUCGUGGACCCCACCAUUCCGGGAACUCCUUUCGAUUCGACCCCCUUCACUUUCGACACGCAGUUCUUCGUCGAGACCCAGCUUCGCGGCACGCUGUUCCCCGGUAACGGAUCAAACCAGGGCGAGGUCCAGUCGCCCCUCCACGGCGAGAUACGCCUCCAGUCCGACAGUGAACUUGCGCGCGACUCCCGCACUGCCUGCCUCUGGCAAGCGAACGUGAACAACCAGCAGCACAUGAUGACCUCCUUUGCUGCUGCCAUGGCCAAGCUCGCCGUCCUCGGACAGAACACUCGUGACAUGGUUGACUGCUCCGACGUUAUCCCGGUCCCGAAGACGAUCACCAAGGCCGCGACGUUCCCCGCUGGUCUCUCCAACCGCAACGUCGAGCAGGCCUGCCGCGCGACGCCCUUCCCGACGCUCAGGACCGACCCCGGCCCCGUCACCUCGGUUGCUCCCGUUCCUCCGUCCUAA
Peniophora sp. CBMAI 1063 is the source of this 1074-nucleotide messenger RNA. The record is from the annotation of a GenBank genome assembly. NCBI's taxonomy places the organism in Eukaryota, Fungi, Basidiomycota, Agaricomycetes, Russulales, Peniophoraceae.